Messenger RNA from Maniola jurtina (meadow brown), 1148 nucleotides. RefSeq names its product putative hydroxypyruvate isomerase (gene Gip). Gene Ontology annotation, biological process: glyoxylate metabolic process. The transcript has 5 exons. The record is from RefSeq and is a predicted model, not a curated record. Gene Ontology annotation, molecular function: hydroxypyruvate isomerase activity. NCBI's taxonomy places the organism in Eukaryota, Metazoa, Arthropoda, Insecta, Lepidoptera, Nymphalidae. The coding region runs from base 179 to 970 and encodes 263 amino acids.
AGCACAGAGUAGGUACUUUUGAAAGAUAAGAGUUUGUUAUCAAUUUAUCAACAGCAAUUUCAUUAUCGGCUAUCACAAACAUUUAUUUAAGAAAAACAAUAAUUUGGAAGGUCAACUUACUGUUCUUUGAUUUUGUGUAUUUUAAAGUCCAUGGGUGUUUCGUUUCUUAAUUUAAAAAAUGAUACAGAUGAAGUUUUGUGCCAACCUUGCUUUUAUGUUCAUGGAGAGUUCAAGUAUUUUGGAAAGAUAUGCUUUGGCAAAAGAUGCUGGGUUUAAGGCAGUGGAGACUGGCUUUCCACUGGGGCACAGUAUAGAGCAAGUGAAACAGGCAAAGGAAGCAUCAGGCAUUGAACAAAUCCUUAUAAACCUAAAAACGGGUGAUGUAACUAAAGGAGAAUUAGGAGUAACAGCAGUGCCUGGCAAAGAAAAUGAGUUCAAAGAUAACUUAAAAGUUACCAUAGACUAUGCAAGGGCACUUGGCGCUAGAAAAAUACACAUCAUGGCAGGGAGAUUAGAAAAUGUGUCCCCACAAAACUGGGCUACAUACGAGAGCAACCUCAGAUAUGCGGCAGAUGUCUUAGGGACUGAAGGCAUAUUGGGAGUUAUUGAACCUAUAAAUCAGCAUUCUGUGCCUAAAUAUUUCCUAAGUGAUUAUGGAAAGGCUGUUGAUAUCAUCAAGAGGAUAGAUAGUGAUCAUUUAAAGUUGCAACUCGACAUCUUCCACUUGCAGCAUAUCAGUGGAGAUCUCUCCCACAACAUCAAGAACCUCAUGCCUUAUGUUGGCCAUGUUCAGAUUGCUCAAGUACCUAACCGCAACGAGCCUGACACUCCAGGGGAGAUAAACUACAAGUACAUUCUUGAACACUUAAUAAACAGUGGAUACAAUGACUGGAUUGGUCUUGAGUACAAGCCUGCAGGUAAUACUAAAAAUGGCCUCAAAUGGAUAAAAGACUAUGGAUACCAACUGUAAAGUCACUGUUCACUGUGAAUGUCAGGGUGUUGGGCCUAUGAACUCGGCCAGAAAUUACGAUAUUGGCGCCGAUUCUGUUCUUUGUCCAAACUAAAUUUAGAGUAUCUGUGUCCUACUCCUUUUAAUAUUGUUGAAAAGGGACGGGACAUGAAUUUUACAUUUAAACUCUAAAUUUUAG